Messenger RNA from Brassica oleracea var. oleracea, 2551 nucleotides. Its product is annotated as TBC1 domain family member 5 homolog B. Gene Ontology annotation, biological process: activation of GTPase activity. The coding region runs from base 144 to 2402 and encodes 752 amino acids. Lineage: Eukaryota; Viridiplantae; Streptophyta; Magnoliopsida; Brassicales; Brassicaceae. Gene Ontology annotation, molecular function: GTPase activator activity. The record is from RefSeq and is a predicted model, not a curated record. The transcript is spliced from 5 exons.
GAAAAGCAUAACAAAGAAUACAAACUGAUUCGAUUUGUCGGAAGAAACUAAAAAAAAGUUUAGCGAUUGUAAUCGUCUAUUCGUUUGUCUUUUUGCACGAAAAUCGAAGAUUGGAUGAAGCAAAGAGUGUUGUUAUCCCAAACAUGACAAUCUCUGAAGAAAUCCAGAGAGCGACAUGCGCCUCGCCUUCCGGAGAUCACCGCUUCGAGAAGCUUCGCGGCGUCCGAUGGCGAAUAAACCUCGGAAUCUUGCCGUCUUCUCCUUCCUCCACCAUCGAUGAGCUUCGAAGAGUCACCGCCGAUUCCAGAAGGAGAUAUGCUGCUUUGAGAAGGAGACUGUUGAUUGAUCCACAUUUGCCCAAGAAAGGAAUCAAUCCUCCAGAUCUAACCAUUGAUAACCCUUUAUCACAAAAUCCUGAUAGUACUUGGGGAAGGUUCUUCCGUAACGCAGAGCUUGAGAAAACACUCGAUCAAGAUCUUUCACGCUUGUAUCCGGAACAUGGGAGUUACUUUCAAUCCUCUGGGUGUCAAGGGAUGCUAAGACGGAUACUUCUCCUUUGGUGUUUAAAGCAUCCAGAGAUCGGUUACAGACAAGGGAUGCAUGAACUAUUGGCUCCUUUGCUAUACGUUCUUCAAGUGGAUGUCCAGUAUCUAACGGAAGUUAGAUCAAACUACGAAGACCAGUUCACCGAUUUGUUCGAUGAGCUAGCCUUCCAAGAACGUGAUUCCGCAGCUUAUGAUUUCGAUAUAAAGAAAGUUUUAGAUGAUUCCAUGGAAGAAGAGGAAGAAGAAGAAGGAGAUGAAAACGGUCAUGCAACCAAGAAGAAAAAACCGAAGCGUUUCGACGAGCUAGACACCGAGACGCAGACUGCUGUUCUGCUGAGCGAUGCUUACGGAGCAGAAGGCGAAUUAGGAAUCGUCCUCUCUGAGAAGUUCUUGGAACACGACGCCUACUCUAUGUUCGAUGCUCUCAUGUACGGUGGAUCUUCUCUAGGAUCUGUCUCCGUUGCGAACUUCUUUGUCUACUCAGCUCCGAGCGAUUCCGUCACGGGCCUGCCUCCAGUGAUAGAAGCUUCAUCAGCAUUGUAUUACUUACUCUCUCUAGUCGACGCUUCUCUCCACAGCCAUCUAGUCGAGCUCGGCGUUGAGCCGCAGUACUUUGCGCUACGCUGGCUACGUGUUUUGUUCGGGAGAGAGUUUCCUCUGAGCAAUCUCUUAACCGUGUGGGAUGAGAUAUUCUCAGCUGACAACUCCGAGGUAGAGAGAGUCUCUGCUGUUGAGGAGGAUGAUGAUGUUGUUUCAGGGUUUGAGUUCAGGAUCCUUAGCUCUCCACGUGGAGCUCUGGUGGCGGGGAUGGCGGUUUCGAUGAUACUCUAUCUGAGAUCGUCUCUUCUAGCGACUGAGAACGCGACCUCUUCUCUCAAGAGGCUGCUGAACUUUCCGGAGGAUAUUGAUUUGAGCAAAGUCAUCGAGAAGGCGAAGUCGUUGCAGAGUUUAGCGUUGGAGAUCAAUGCUCGUCGUGAUUUGCUCCCGAAAGGGUCGAGGAAGCCUAUGAGAGGGCACAGCUUGUCUGUUGAUUCGAUCUCGCUUGGUGGUUCUUCCUCUUCUCCUGUGGGGAGAGUUCCUGAGAGCUACUGGGAAGAGAAGUGGAGAGUUAUGAACAGCGCGGAGGAGGAAGAAAAAGCACGGAGGAAGAAAGCGUCGCAGAGACAGAACACGGUGAAGAAGAGCUGGUCGGAGAGAGUGAAGCUUAGGCUUUCGAGGACUGAGUCUGAUCCAUCAGAUAGAAGCGGGAACAAGCCGCCUAUUAGACGCAGUUUGCUUGAUGAUUUGUCCAAGCAGCUAGGGGACACAGAUUCAGAUAUGGAACGGUCAUCUACAGUUUCUGAAUCACCAAGUGGGGAGUGUGAGGAGAAUGGUUUAGAUAAAGGCAAAAGUGAGGACCACGUGGAGUUGCCACUUCCGGUUCCUGAGAACGAGUCUGAGGGGAAGUCAGUGGUGAACAUCUUCAGGGAUAGGAAUAUUCUUUCGGGUAAGUUCCAGAGGCUAUGGAGGCUAGGUAGAAGUUUGACGGGGGAGGAGACCUCGGAGAGGAAAGAAGCUAAAGCGGUAGAGCCUGAAGCUGAACCGAAAGAACCUGAAGCUGAACCAGUAGAACCUGAAGCUAAACUGAUAAAUCAUGAAGAAGAAGAAGAAGAAAAGACCAAUUCGGAAUCAACUGUAGGUGAUGGAGAUACGUUAAAGAAUACAGGACGUUCCAUGCUUGAACAUAUUAAGGUGUUAGAGUCGGUGUUGGAGCAAAGUUCACCGGAGAAUAUGGCUGAGAACCAUAGAGUAACGGUUGAAGAAGCUCUGAGAGAACUUCGUAGACUUGGAACUAUGUUGUUGUCAGAGCAAAUGUAAAGUUUAUUACUACUCGGUUUCGUAAUUUAAUUUUGUAAUCUGAAAAUUCAUUUUGUAUCUGUGUGUGUCUGUGUGUGUGGAGGAGAGAGAGAAGACAGAGUAAGUGUAUUUGUAUAUACGAGAAUUUUUGAAGAGGGUUUUGAUUGUUU